Messenger RNA from Ilex paraguariensis (yerba mate), 489 nucleotides. NCBI's taxonomy places the organism in Eukaryota, Viridiplantae, Streptophyta, Magnoliopsida, Aquifoliales, Aquifoliaceae. The record is from the annotation of a GenBank genome assembly.
AUGGCCGGAGGAAUAGUCGGAGCAACAAAGAAGAGGAAGGCAAUGAAUGGCACGAAUAAGCAAGUUGUUACUGCCCAGAAGAAGGACGGUGAAAUAGGUAAGAGUUCAAAAGGUGACACUGGUUUUUUGAACGAAGAAGCAAAAACAUUGUUUGAAAGUUGUUUUUGUCAGCGGCCAUUAUUAGUGGAACGAGGCGUUGCACUGAGUGAGUUAGUUAAUACCGAGUGUCCUAAGUUUAUUGGAGGUCGUAAUUGGGAGAACAUAUUUGAUGUUAAGAAGAACGAUAAAGCAUAUAACAAUGUAGUUAGAUUGUUUUAUGCAAAUUUACAUGACUUUGAUAAGGUUGGGCACACUUUGAAGUUUGUAGUUAGGGGUAAAGAAAUAGAAGUUUUUCCUGAUUUUAUUUCAAAAAUUUUGAAAGUUCCCAGGCCUGUCAUCACCGAGAAUACCAUUGUAUUUCCUUGUAAAAGUAAAAGAGGAAGUCCCUAG